AUCAGAUAAAUUGUUUAACGAUAAUACUAUGUUCAUUCUGUAAAAGAAGAUAACUUUUAUGAUAUACUGUCCAGUAUCUAAUUCCACGAUUAUGUAUAGUGCAAUAAUUUAAUUACUAGUGAUCAAAUGUCAGUACGAAUUCAAUCGUUGUUAAUAUACAGUAUGCUUGUUUCAUUUUAUUUAUGUAAUGGAAGCUAUGCGGGAGAUACGAACGAAUUUGUUGGUACUGUGCGAAACUUGAGUGUGACAGUUUUACAAGAUCCGAAAUAUGUAGGAAAGCAAAAUGCAUAUAAAUAUUUAAGAUUGAAUAUAUCUUGGUUACCACCAGACAGCUCUAGGCAGCCUUCCUCUUACAGCGUUAUAAUCACAGGCAUACCAAUAAGGGAGAGAACAAGUAUCACAGAAUGUCCAGAAGGAUCACUUUUCUUUAUAUCGAAAGACAGUAUAAAACAUAAUGUAGUGCUUCCUGAAUACAACGAUUUAUUUGAUAUUACAGAUCUGUAUAUACAACUCAAUUGUUCUUAUAAGGUGCAAGUCCUGGCAAAUCCAAGGUCAAAAUAUAUAGUAAAUACACCUGAAGUUCUUUAUACAGUUCCUGAAUGUAUAGAUCAUUUAUGCAGUUGUGUUAAUGCCAAAACAACACUGCCGAUUCCAAAAGUAAACAUUUCUCAAAAAGAAAAUGAAAUUGUCGUAACUUGGAGCACAACUUCUAACAUAUCCAAUAUUCAGUAUUAUAUAAUUAGCAUUGGUGUACCAAUUUUUAUAUCAAAGAAAGGACUGCCUGUUUAUAAUAUGACAAAACUAGUACAAGUACCUGUAGAUAAAACUGUAUUUUCAUGGGAUUUAAAAGUCAAUAAUCAGUAUAUAGAAAUUAAAGAUGGUUAUAAAAUAGCAGUUAAUGCUGUUAAUCAUCAUGGAUGCUCUGGACUAGAGGGAGAUAUUAUUGUACAUUUCAUAUCAUCAGUAAAUCACAAUAUAUGGUUUAUACUAAUUGGAAUAUUAACCAGUUGUAUUCUAUUUGGAAUUGUAAGUUUCUUAUUAUAUCGUAACUAUAAUUUCUUUAUGGUACAUAACAGCAAUAAGUCUGGAACAUGCACAAUUUCUGAAUGUAAAUGUAAAUGGACAAAAGCAAUACUACAGAAGUUCAACGUUUUGUAUAUUAAAUACGAAUCAGAGGAAGGAUAUAUGGAAGGGACAGAUAAUUUGAAAGUGGCAUUCAAAAGUGUAAAAUUAAUACGUGAGCUGGGUACUGGUCAGUUUGGAAAAGUAUAUCUUGGUCAGUUAGAUGAUAAAAACAAUACUUCAGUUGCUGUAAAAAUGUCUCAACAAAUAGAUAUAUCCAACAAUUCUGAAACACAGCAGGAAUUUAUAAAAGAAAUUGAAAUAAUGAGAAUGGCUGGAAAUCAUCCUCAUUUAGUAAGCCUCAUAGGUUACUGCAUUAAACCUACACAACCAACAUGUAUCCUGCUUGAAUAUAUGCAAGGUGGAGAUCUAUUAACUUACUUGCAUGAUCAAAGAAAACAACAAAAGAAUGAAACAAAUAAUUACAAACCUGGACAAUAUACAAAUAUUACCAAUAAUUGUAGAGAAGAAAAUGAUGUUUCAGAAACUUUGUAUUCUAUGUGUUCUACAAUACGGAACACAAUGAAUAGUUACAAAUCUAGGCAAUAUAUGAAUAUUAUCAACAAUUGUAAAGAAGAAACAGAAUAUAGAAAAGAAAAUUGGAUUGGUAGAAUAAAAGGAUGUCAAUUUCUAAAAUUUGCCACAGAAAUUGCUAUGGGCAUGGAGCACUUGGAAGCUAAAGGAAUUACUCAUAGAGAUCUUGCAGCCAGAAAUAUUCUUCUUAGCGCAGAUUUCACUGCCAAGAUUUCCGACUUCGGGCUUUCUCGCAAUAGUGCGUACGUGAUAAAAGAUAUUAAGAAAAAAACACGUCAUCUUCCAAUUAGAUGGAUGUCUCCAGAAGCUUUGCAUAAUUUAGCCUUCUCUUCAAAAAGUGAUGUAUGGUCUUAUGGAGUGGUACUUUGGGAAAUUAGUACAUUAGGUGCGUUUCCUUAUGCAAAUGUACAAGAUGAUCGCCUAUUUCGUUAUAUUGUUCACGAGAAUGGUCGUUUAGAGCAACCAGACAAUGUUCCUUCGAACAUUUACAAAUUAAUGCAUUCUUGUUGGUCUACAGAGUGUGAGAACAGACCAAAUUUUACGCAGUUGCUCUCCGAACUACGAAUUCUAACCUCACAUUCCAACAAUUCUUUCUGGACAAUGUCUAAUCCCUGUUAUGCAUUACCAUUCUCAGACAAUAUUGCAUAACAUAAUUUGUUUUUUAAAUAUUCAAAAGUACAAAUAUUCCGAAAAAUGAAAAAUAUAUAUUUAUGUAAAAAGAAGAAAUUAAUGUUACUUACGUGUUAUUCUGUCUAUCUUAUCUAUUCAAUGUAUUCACGAGCGUCAAUACAAUCGAAAUUUCUAAACAGAACACCAGUAAACACGUUUAUGCGUUAACGUACAUCUGUUCACGGUUUUGAUAUAAAUAUUUCAUUUAUUGUAUUUUUACAACUUUACAUUACACAAGUUUGCAUAUUUAUUCGUUCAUAUCAAAACAAAUAUGAGUACAAGGAAAAUAAUAAAAAAGAAAUUUGAUUCAAUGAAUCAAAAUGAAAUUUGGAAGCAGUCUUUUUAUCAUAUACUUUUGUUUUAAAAAGACAAGCCUUUUGAUUUUAAUCUAUAGCCAACAACCAUAAACAUACAUAUACAUAUAUAAAUGUACAAUAGACCAUGGUUUUAAUAUUCAUAUACCGAAAGCAUAAAAAAUUUCCGAAAAUUGAGUCGUGAAAAAACAACAUGAAAGACAAAGAGCAUAUGCGCAUGCUAUGAAUGUCUCAAAUAGAAACCGAGACACUCUACUUCUCUCUGUGUGUCUCGCAAGAACGAAGACUCUGUCGUUUUUCAUGUUGAUUUUUCACGACACAAUUUUCGAACAGUGUUCUCUAGCGAAUAUUAAGAUCUGUUUAUAUCGUGGACAUGAGUGCGAGCUAUAUAGAGAUAGAAUGCGUGAGGGAGAAAAUGAUAUAGAAAUAGAAAGAGAACGCUGCAUAGAGACUCUUUGUGUCUUUGUCUAAUAACUAAUAACACAUGACAUGAUUCAUACAAUACAAAUAUAUAAGUGGGCGAUAAUAUAUAUAUAGGUGUACAAGAGCAGUCUCUGUGUAUCUUCCUAUUCUUAUAUCGCAUCUACUUAAAUACAUGGUAACAUGACUAUCUUUGUUGCAUCUCUAUGGUGAUUUUAUUCCCUUUUGCUUUAUUUCCUUUCUGCUUAUACACAUGUAUAUACAUAUAGCUUCGUACGUGUUUCGUGUGGUAGAGGGUGUGUUCUCAUUUUAAGAAUAAAAUUCUUGUACUAGCCGUAUAGCGGUGUUACCGGUUUAACAACCACCUGUGAGGGUUAAAUCAUAGAACGCUUUUUAUUUUUUUUUUAUAACUUUUACACACAUCUAGUCGGUCUGUCAUUCUCAAAUUUUUUACUUUAGUCACAUGCCUCACUGCUCCAGUCAUUUUACUUCGAUCCUCGCUCAAUCAGCUGCGAAUGCAAAAAAAGCUAGAAACGCAAAAAAGAACCAAGCGUGCGCAUCCGCAUUCGCUCAUCACUUAUCAAUCAGAGUCAUGGAAAAAGUAGGGAGAGAAAAGAGAAGCGGGUAGAAAUAGAGAAAAAAGUAUGUAUACAUACGAUUGUGAUUUGCGAUUAUGAAAAAAAAUUAUGAUAAAGAUGCCUCCCGUGUUCGCUGUGCCGGAUUGCAAAAGUGGCUCUUACUGCCGCAAAAAGUAUUCGUUAUUUAAAACACCCAAAAAUCUGGAAUUAAGAAAGAAAUGGGAGAAGGCCAUUCCUAGCGUAAUAGAACUAAAACAACGGCAACUGAUAUGUGAAAAAUAUUUUAAAGAUGAAUAUAUAAUAAAAAAGUUCGUUCAAAGAGAUUAUUGUGGCAACAUCAUUUCUGAGAAAUAUUUUUAUUUAAUUACUGAGCGACACUUAAAAUAUUAUAUUGUAUAAUUGAUAUUAAAGAUAAUGGGCCGACCUUAUUUACAGAAGGGCACGGUUCCAACAAUUUUCAGUAAUUUAAAUGCAUCUUCAAUUAUUGAAGAAAAAGGACAUAAAUUACUUUCGAGUUCAAGUAUAAAUGCUAUUGAAGAAGAACUAUAUCCCAAAGUUAGUAAUGAAAUUGUAGUAAAUAGCGAUACUGAUUUAAUGAAAAUCAUUAGCAAGGAUGAUUCAGAAAUGUUAGUUGAUAAAAAAUAUGUGAAUGAUGAAUUCACACACGAUAAGAACAGCUUAAUUCUAAUUAUAAAUUCUAAUGAUGGACAUUUCAUAGAACAUAAUUAUGCAUUAAAUAAUUUUUCAAAAACAGUUGAUAAUGCUUGCACAGGUAAGAUAGAGGUUGGGGUUGAGAGGGAUUAAGAGAUGUAUUUGAUACAUAUAUAGCAAAAUUAUUUAUACUACAAGAACAAUGUUAAAACAUAAUUGUAUAUUUUACUUAAACACUUGUAUAUUUUUUUACAUAUCAUAAAUUGUAACUAUAAGAUUUAAUCAUAUCAAAUAGAAUAUGUCAUUUACAGUUACCGCAACAUAAAAGUAAAAAAAAUGUGUAACAGAGCUAUAUUCUAUUAUCGUUGUUUUUUAUUUCCAGAUUCGUUCUUGUUAUCUGCUAAUUGUCACAAUAGAUCUAUUGCAAACACAAAUGCCUUAACUGAUUCUUCGAAUGUUUCUAUAGAAUAUGCUAGUGAAGUUGCUAUCGAUAAUACUAAAACGAAAGUACCAAAAGGUUGGGAUGUUACUGAGAAAGUUAAAAGAUUUACAAGAUAUUUAUUAUUUACACAUACGAUUACAGAAAUGAAAAAUAACGUUGACGUUCAAGUGCUAGAAAAAUACAUAAUUCUGAAUUGCUCUGAUGGAAACGCGUGUUUCUUCGUACGCGAGAAAGAAAUUAAUAAUGAAAAUAUACCGCAGUUUAGUUUAAAAAUUAUUAAUACGAGAAUGUUAGUAGAUGCAAUGACAAAGUUUGAGAAAAUGCAUAUGCGAAGGAAUGGGUUCGAUGGAUUCAAAUUUACUUUGACAAAAUGAUUCGUGUGAAAACAUAUUGAACCGCUGGCAUCAUAAUAAAUUAUUUUAUUAACAAAAUACAAAAAAUGUGAUUUUUGCAAGAAAUUAAAAAGAAUAAUUAUGCAAAGACGUAUAGAUCAUUGAAAACAGGUAUUACGUAAUCUUCAUUGAAAUGGUUAAAUAAUCGGAAGUAAGGCGAAAUAGAUAACAAAAUAAAAGAUGAUGAAUUUUUAACUUGGACAUUUCUAACUUGUUCACAAUUUAUGACUUUCUCUCAAGUUUAUAUUAAAUCUGUACAUCUAAUUUAGAGGUAAAUAUCUACUCACAUGUAUAUGAAACUUGAAAAUAAUUUCCUAGUAUAAUUAUAAUUAUAAUUAAUAAACGUUUCGAUUUAGUGGAAUGUAGGUAAAAGCCUAUUGAAGAAGAAAUAUAUGUUCUUAUUAGAAAGUUAUAGUUCACUCAUACCAGUAAAAAAUAAUAUUUAACCUUGUAAUUUACAGAAAUUUGUCAGUAUUAUACGCCAAGCUGCCGGUUACGAUGAUUACCAUUGUUGCACAGACUUAUCAUUGUUUCGUCAGUUUAUCAUAUCUUGGAACCUAAGCAACAAUUAUAUGAAGAAUGAAGAAGAAACACCAAAAAUCCUGAUAACUACUAGUCUUGAAAAGUUUACAUGACUUCUUACUCAGCAAAAUUAUUAUUAAAAAAGAAAAAUUCGAUGUACACAGUUAUAAGUUAUCAUAUCAGAUCAUGCUUAUUUUAAAAUAGAGAUUGUUGAUUGUAUAAUUUAUUGUACAACAGGUUUUUUAUUCUACAUAUCUUUUUUCACAAUUGCAUAGAUAAUAUUUUAUUAAAGGUAAGAAAGAUUUAUUUUAUAACAGAAAUUUUUCUUAUAUCAUUAAUUAAACAGCCAUUGUAAUGCGAUAUUCAAUAAAAUAUAUGAUAAAUAAAUGGAAAAA
Messenger RNA from Bombus pascuorum, 6039 nucleotides. Its product is annotated as receptor-like tyrosine-protein kinase kin-16. NCBI's taxonomy places the organism in Eukaryota, Metazoa, Arthropoda, Insecta, Hymenoptera, Apidae. The transcript has 14 exons. Gene Ontology annotation, biological process: protein phosphorylation; positive regulation of kinase activity; cell surface receptor protein tyrosine kinase signaling pathway. Bases 127 to 2304 code for a protein of 725 amino acids. Gene Ontology annotation, cellular component: signaling receptor complex. Gene Ontology annotation, molecular function: transmembrane receptor protein tyrosine kinase activity; ATP binding. The record is from RefSeq and is a predicted model, not a curated record.